Paramacrobiotus metropolitanus is the source of this 1117-nucleotide messenger RNA. RefSeq lists its product as uncharacterized. Lineage: Eukaryota; Metazoa; Tardigrada; Eutardigrada; Parachela; Macrobiotidae. The transcript is spliced from 4 exons. The record is from RefSeq and is a predicted model, not a curated record. Bases 276 to 809 code for a protein of 177 amino acids.
AAAAUUAAACACAUAUUAAGCAACAGUUUAGGUGUAAGCACGGGCCUGAAGUUCAAACACUUGACUUUUAAAUAUGAAAGGUUGUCAAUCUAUAAUCAACUUAUAAAAAAGAACGAAUGGUUGCACGACGGUAGAAAAAACGGCACUGCCGUAUUACGCAUAACUGGCCCCCAUGGCGGGUUGCACGAAUUGCCGGAGAAGGAAGCCAAUUUGACUCGGGGAAGUGAAUAUGCUGGCAACGUGACCAAUGGCCUCCUCGUAAUCCGUUUUAGUGAAUGCCCGCAAUGAAUCGGCAUUGCACCUCUGCCGCGGACGCGUAUGAGGAUGACUACCAACAUGCGAAUUCGAAAAUACGGAUGGACCCCGCUACCUCGGGAGUGACCACGACAAAUGGCAUUCCGACUAUCUGUCUUAACACUACCGGGGAGAAUCCGUCAGUGAAGGGUUUGGACAUUGACCGACGCUGCAUCUGUCGCGGUGCAGUAGGCGGCAUUUGGGUGGAUCGUUGCAAUUAUUUUAAUAACGGAACUUGGGACAACCUCAUGGGACUAUGGACGGCUAAGAGAAACCCGCAAUUUGUACUGAUGACGCAAAAUUACACUGUACCCUUUACUGUUGCGCCGGGCAGCAAUUCGUUAGCUAACCUGACCAUAUGGAGCAGUGUUUCGGCCGGUACGCUUCCGACAACAAGAGCUUCAUCAACCAGCAAUUCGCCGACAUUCAGUUCAACGACUCCUGAGGCUUUGCAGAAGGAGGAAAGUGGAUCCACGACGCCGGAAUCCCCCUUUUCAGCCUUCUUGCUGAUAUGAAUCCAAAAGUUCUUGGCAUCAAUAAAAAGAAAAUUUCAUGCGCAGUCAUGCGCCUCUUGGACACAAAUAACUUCAAGUUGUACCGACAACAAUAAUGUUUUACAAGAAAUUUUCGAUUUUUUACCGUCUGGCACCUUGAGCAGCUCUGUGGUUUUUCCACCUAGUCAUUGAGAGUUUUUACUUUUCUGGAAAAGCGUUGCACAGAAGUUGUUUUGUUUUGUUCUUGGAAUUAGACAGAAAAGAAUUCCUAAUCUGAUGAUAUUUGGUGCUUUUCGAAAAGUGAGCAGGAAGACUGAGAAAAAUAACAA